AUGGAAAGACUGCAGCAAGAUGUUGAAGACUUAAAGAAAUCAUAUAUAAAAGAAGCCUCUCCUCUAUUAAAAAAAUCUUAUCAGCAGCUUGCAGAGCUUCACUCUAAAAAGCUGAGAAUGCUUCCUCACGUAUUAAUAAACAUUGUGACAAAUAAGGCAAACCCGAAGAGAAAAAAAGAAAAAAUAAGUUGUGCCUCAAGCAAUUCCUCGUCUUUUUCAACAUGUAAAUCUCCUUCGAGCAGCAACAAAUUAUAUGGGAUAUAGAAAUUUCUCAUAGAUGGCGCUGUUUGCCCUUGAUUUGCCCACUGGGGAAAAUUUUUGGUUCCGCCAGUACCAUAUGGUUUGGUCAAACCAAAAAAAAUUUACUCAUGGGCAAAUCAAGGGCAAACAGCGCCAUCUAUGGGAAAUUUCUAUAGCUUCCAACGAAAGUUACGAUAAUUUUAGUAAAGGAAACUCAACCAAAAAUUAUCCACCAAAAAGAUCGAUAACAUCUUUACAAAAUUAUGGGCUAGAAAAUAAUAAGCAUACUAUUUCAUAUGAAAACUCAGACAGUAGGCACAUUAUGCUUGAAUUUACUCCAAAUGUGUUUGCUGACACAAAUGUGUCGAUACCUGUUAGUCUUUCACCGCUACUUCCGAAUAAAUUCCAAAAGCAGGCUUAUAGCAAAGAUGUGAAGAUUAAAGGAAGAAAUGCCAUAACUGGUAGGCCUGUUUUUAAAGUUUAA
Molecule: messenger RNA, 724 nt
Organism: Blepharisma stoltei
Lineage: Eukaryota; Ciliophora; Heterotrichea; Heterotrichida; Blepharismidae
Source: the annotation of a GenBank genome assembly